AUGUGGAAAAUACUUUCAGCAUAUGGACUACCAGACAAAAUAGUAGCACUUGUCAAAGCGUUCUACAACAACUAUGAAUGCUGUGUUAUCCACAACGGGAAACAAUCUGAUUGGUUUAAUGUACACACUGGAGUGAGGCAAGGCUGUAUUAUAUCUCUUCUUCUCUUUAUCACGGCUAUAGAUUGGUGCAUGAGAUCUACCCUCGGAAAUGAAAAUACUGGAAUAAGAUGGACAUUGGAAUCAUUUCUCGAAGACCUGGAUUUUGCCGAUGAUGUAUGUCUUAUCUCUAGCAACAAACAACAAAUGCAAAGAAAGACAGCACGACUAGAAACAACUGCACAGUAUAUUGGUUUGGACACAAAUGCAACGAAGACAAAAGUAUUGGCGAUAAACAAUACCUGUAAUACACCCAUAAGAAUCCAGGAUCAUGACAUCGAAGAAAUAGACAACUUUACAUACUUAGGAGCCAUCAUAAGUAAAGACAAUGGAACAUCAAAAGACAUAACAUCGAGAAUUAGCAAGGCAAGAUCAGCUUUUUGUCAGUUAAGACCUUUAUGGAGAUCUGGAAAAGUUUCCCUUAAAACUAAAGUAAAGAUCUAUAGCAGUAAUAUCAAGUCCAUAUUACUUUAUGGAGCAGAGUGCUGGAAACUCGUUCAGAGCGACCCUAAGAAGCUGUCAUCCUUCCAUAACACCUGCCUUAGGAGAAUCUGCAAAAUCUAUUGGCCGAAAAAGAUCUCUAAUAAAGACCUAUGGAGUAAGACAUCUCAAAAGAGCAUCCAAUUAGAAAUUAAACAACGCAGAUGGAGGUGGCUAGGGCACGCCAUGAGAAUGAACAAAGCAUGCCCAGCAAAUGUCGCUCUCAGAUGGACUCCUAAAAGGAAAAGAAAGAGGGGAAGACCAAAAGAAACCUGGCGAAGAAUGAUAGAUGGAGAGUUGAAAGAGAUGGGACUAACCUGGAAAGAAGCAGAAAAGAAGGCAAGGGACAGACAAGUGUGGCGGGAGCUGAUUUCAGCCUUAUGUGCAGACAUGCACGAAGAGGAUUAA
Messenger RNA from Ostrea edulis (European flat oyster), 1044 nucleotides. RefSeq lists its product as uncharacterized. The record is from RefSeq and is a predicted model, not a curated record. NCBI's taxonomy places the organism in Eukaryota, Metazoa, Mollusca, Bivalvia, Ostreida, Ostreidae. Bases 1 to 1044 code for a protein of 347 amino acids. The transcript has a single exon.